AUGGAAGUUGCGGAUGAGAAACGCAAGAAGAAAGUAGAAGAGAUUAUGAAUGAAUAUGAGGAGGUUUCGGUGGAUUUGUAUUUUGUUCGUGUGAAAAGUCAUCAGUUUGCCGCAUGUCAUCAUAAGAUGCAUCCUAGAGGAUAUGAAUCUCCUGGAGAUGAGAGUUCCUCAAACUCCUCCAGGAAAAUGAGGGGUCCUCCUAAUGUCACUAUUGCUACAGUUGUGUCUCAACCUGCAUCUUAG
Molecule: messenger RNA, 243 nt
Organism: Sphenostylis stenocarpa
Lineage: Eukaryota; Viridiplantae; Streptophyta; Magnoliopsida; Fabales; Fabaceae
Source: the annotation of a GenBank genome assembly